GCGCAACUUUGUUUACCAUUUUCAACAUUUGAUGAAAGAAAUGAUGUUCGUUGCACGGUGUAAUGUUAAUAAGAUUAAUAAAUAAUAUUGAUGCGAGAAAGUUUGAUUAAUAACCUGACCCUGUUGGAAAAUUAUUUAGUUGUAAUUUGUUUACCAACCUUUUGUGCUGGCGACACCGCUGCAGGUGGUAGUUAGUAACAGUCGGAUAAUAUUGCCGUGUUUAUUGUUUUUGUAAAAUGGCAACUUGCCAAAGUUAUUCGCCUAAUUAUUUUGCGCUGAAUGAUAUUUUAAUGACCGAAGAACGUGUGAGUUGUAGAAUUGAAGUCGAAGCGCCGAGAUUGGGUUUCUUGGAUUCCUCUUCAACAUCUGAUAACUUAACAGUGGGAGCAAAAGUAGAAUUCCCAUUAUGGAUGGCAGGACCACUUAAAAAAUUACAACCCCCUGUACUUAAUAUUGAACUACCAAAAAUAUAUAAAGAAGGAUAUAGAGAAAUUUUGGAGGCAGAUGCUGAUGCUGUUGUUCUAAGCAAAUGGAAUCCUUAUUUUUAUGAAUUAGGCAUGUAUGUGCAAAGGUAUAAUGACAAAGAAUCCAAACAGAUAGCAGACUGUUUGUUGCAGACAUUUCAAUCCCGUUUUCGAUUAGUUAUGGACUGGGCACUCAAUCCAAUAUCUGAUUCAACCUUGGGAUUGCAACUUCCCCGACUCGAAAGAGAUCUUUUUGCAAAUGGACAGAAAGCCAAAAUGCGGCUAUUAGAGUGGUUAAAAAUGGGCACUAGCAGUAUUCCUCCCUCCGAUGUUACGGCGAAUUUGAAGAAACGAAAACGCGCCGACUACGAGCUUUAUUGAUUACUGACAUUUUAUAAUAUAACGUGAAAAUAAAAUUGUCGCUUAACGAGAAUAUAUAUACAUAUUUUUUUUUGUUCAAAAAAAUCAGUUGAAAAUUUACUUCAUUUAUUACAUGAUACAAUUUUUUCUACAACGUUCAAUAACAAUUCUGCGAGAAAGGAAUUUAUUUACAAUUUGUAUUACGAGCUUAUUAACAAACUGUUACACAACAGCUCAUUUGUUAGUGGUUGACAAUACUUGCCUUUCAACUAAUAGAAAUUGCUUCUGAAAAUCUGAUCUUAAUAAUAAACAGUACCUUUAAAUUACAACAAUAUUACAAGAUAGUCUAAUGGCAGAAAACUUUAGAUGUAAUAAAUAACGAUAAAUAGGAAAAUAAUAAAAAAAAAUAUAUUAAAAAGUUGAUAACAGUAAGAACUACGUGUAUUUUUUUUAUGACAUAUACCGUAAAAUAAAAAAAUUAUUUAUACUUU
Messenger RNA from Nomia melanderi (Alkali bee), 1315 nucleotides. Lineage: Eukaryota; Metazoa; Arthropoda; Insecta; Hymenoptera; Halictidae. The record is from RefSeq and is a predicted model, not a curated record.